AAUCGUAAGGCGCAACAACACGUAUGCUUCAAGUUGCGUGAGAAAUUCACCAGUUAGCUUCAUGGCUGCGGCUUGCCAGAGGCGCCUGAAAAAUCAUGAACGUGGUGCUGCCUCGUUGCACCGAGGCAUGCUUGGCUGCCUGUGGCUUGGGCUUGGUGCUUUGUGUCAACUGGGAGCGGCUCAGUCAGCGUUCACCUACCUGCCCAUGAGAGUGAGGCUCCAACGAAGCGCUGCGCGACAAGCCAGCAAAAAGGCCAAUUGCUGCAAGAAUGGCCAGAUCAUCAAAAACAUGGACCCAGUGACAGCAAUGCGCAACACCGAGAAGCGGUGUCCUCAGGCCGACGCGAGAGGCUUUGCCGGCUGCUUAGAUGUUUGCGCACACGUGUGUUGUUUGCAUUUGCUUGUGAAAGCAGCGCAUGACUGGAAGUCCAAUAGUGGGUGGCAGUCAUUGGUUCUCAAGGCGGUGGUGGACGAGGCAGAUACCCAACAGACACUGAAUCUCGAUGACAUCAUCGUAGAAGUCAGCUCUGCCAAGAUGUCGCCCAUGCAGGCAAUCAGUUUGCUGCUGACGGAUGAUGAAGUGGACUCUGACGAGCUCAAGCUGAAGAAGCUUCGGAAAGUGCUGGGUGAAAGCUUGGAAUGGAGUGGCUAUGAUUCUGUUGCCCCAGCUGCCGACCAGAUGUUCAACUGGAACGGCUUAGACCCUCAGCAAGAACCACCGCGUGGCAUUAGAUCUGCAAAGAAGUUCCCAAUCUUCUUCACAGCAUUCGCUGCAAUGCGAGCAUAUUGCACAGAGAAUGCCGAUUUCUUCGAUGUUCGGCAGACGGGCGGCAUUCUUGAGGGCCUGACCAGAUUAGCCCGAAAGAUGUGGGCAGCAGAUGAUCGGGUAACGGGGGCAAUGUCCAUGAUCCUCAACAAGGAGCUCCUGAAUGGUGACGCAAGCGAUCCUGGCCUCUCAAAUGCGGACAUCAUUGGAACCCUAGGCCUUCGACGCCCGUUUCAGGCGAUGGCUUACGCUGCCCUAGACCUUCCGGCUGAUGACAUGAAGCACGUGGAUGCUGUUGCAUCCAUCGCCUGGGCAUUGGCUUUGGCAAAUAUUCAGCAGGCUUCUCUCCAGAUCAAGGUAGCAAAGGGCGUGAUUGCACACAUUGACAAGGUUCAGCCUCCCGAUAUUGGGAAGCUCUUUGUUGCCAUGCACGAAGAGGAAUGGUUCAAGGAUGCCGAUGCAGUUGCUUAUUUGACGCAAUCUCUUGUUUCUCGGAUCCAGACUCUGAAGCAGGAGGACGCAGGUUUGGCAAGCAUGCUGGCUGCAAAGGCUGAGGAAGCUCAAGAGCUGCAAGAUGGUGCAUAGCUGGCUGCAGAGCCAUUUCCACAGCGUUUUGUGAUCACCACGCACCAGUGCCCAAAAGACUGAGUUCUGGCAGCUGUUAUUUGUGAAAACAUUGCUGCCCUGCAAAAGAGGCUUGUACGUGUCAGCGGAGCCGCGCCU
Molecule: messenger RNA, 1489 nt
Organism: Effrenium voratum
Lineage: Eukaryota; Dinophyceae; Suessiales; Symbiodiniaceae
Source: the annotation of a GenBank genome assembly